AUGGCGAACGCUGCUGCAGUCCCUGUCAACGAUACAGGGACAAUGAUGACCAAUGGUCACGACGCCGCGCCGGCGAGCGAUCAUAUCGGCUUGAUCUCCGGUCCCUUGAUCAAUUUCAAAAACAUGCACUUUGGCCAUCCUAGUCCGACUGCGGUGUGGCACGGGAGUGUCUUGAUCGUGACAAAGCCCGGUCAACAUCUUCAGCCGCAGCUCCACUUGCGCCAGUCGGGCCCCGUCAUGGGUCAGGAACAGCCUCGGUCACCCACAGAGCAGACCGUGCAGGGCUUGAAGCUGUACGAAGACCUCCAGAAGACCUUUUGGCGAUUCUCGCUGGCGGUUCCCGUCGAGACGUACGAAGCGCGUUGGGAAUAUUUCGUCCCGGGUCUGAUUGAGGAGUCGGGAGCCCCCGUGCAGCAGCCAUGGGAUUUCGUCGUCCCUGCCGAGAAUCAAUCCAUGCGGAUGAUGUUUCACUCUUGCAACGGCUUCUCCGUGGGCACCGACAUGGACGCCUGGGUUGGCCCGACACUGUGGAAGGAUGUGCUGCGCGUCCAUGAGCAAAAGCCCUUCCAUGUGAUGGUGGGUGGUGGUGAUCAGCUCUACAACGAUGGAAUCCGGGUGGAUGGACCAUUGAAGCCGUGGACGGCCAUUGGAAAUCCACACAAGCGCCGGAAUCACGACUUUAACAAUCAAAUGCGCGCGGACUGCGAUGAGUACUAUUACGCCAACUACGUGCGCUGGUAUAAUACGGAUCCCUUCCGCGCGGCGAAUGGCCGCAUUCCCCAGGUCAAUAUCUGGGACGACCAUGACAUCAUUGACGGCUUUGGCUCAUACACCGAUCAUUUCAUGAAGUGCGCGGUGUUUCGCGGCAUCGGUGGUGUGGCGUUCAAAUACUACUGUCUCUUCCAGCACCAUAUUGCGCCGCCCAAGUCGACCUUCACCACCGAUGCCCCGGCGACAAUGCAAGCAGUCAACGGUACGGCUGGUGUCGAUCCCCGUCAGCUGGAGAACACGUUUGUCUUGGAGAAUCAGCCAGUCGACGACAGUUGGAUCAUUGGGAAGCGUCCCGGUCCAUAUGUCGAGGAGAGAAGUCGAAACCUGUACAUGCGGUUCGGUAAGCGUAUUGCGUUUAUCGGAGUGGAUGCUCGCACGGAGCGCACGCGCCAUCAGAUCAACUACCCGGACACCUAUGAACUGAUCUUUCAGCGCCUGCAGCAAGAGAUCAACGCCGCGAAUGGUGAUAUCAAGCAUCUGGUGGUAUUGCUCGGCGUGCCGAUUGCCUACCCUCGACUGGCCUGGCUGGAGAACAUUCUCUCGUCGCCCUUUAUCGCGCCCAUUCGGCUUCUGAACAAGCGAUUCGGCGUGGCCGGUGGUCUCUUCAACGAAUUCGACGGCCAGGUCGAUCUGCUGGACGAUCUGGACGACCACUACACGGCCCGACAGCACAAGCGGGAACGCAAAAUCCUCAUCCAGCGAUUGCAGGAGCUCGCUCGCGCCAACUCCAUCCGAGUGACCAUCCUCGGUGGCGACGUGCAUCUCGCCGCCGUCGGUCGUUUCUACUCUCACCCUAAGCUCAACCUUGCCGGCGAGAAUGACCACCGCUUCAUUGUGAAUGUGGUCAGCUCGGCCAUCACCAACAAGCCACCCCCGAAGGCGGUUGCCAAUCUCCUCGCCCGUCGAAACAAGAUCCAUCAUCUGGACCACAGCUGCGACGAGACCCUGAUGCCCAUCUUUGACAAGCAGCCGGGUGGCGUGGAGAAGAGCGCGACGUGGAACAAUGUGACCAUGCCGUCGCGCAAUUUUGCCAUCUUGACCGAGGUGGUUGCACCGGCGUCAAAUGGUCAUGUCGCAGAGCCUGUCAGUGCCAAACUGGACCAAUUGCCCAAAGAUGGCCACGCACCUCUGCAUCGGGGUGAAGUGGACGCGGGUUCGACUCAUAGUGCGGCCGAUGGCAUCAGUGUGAAUAGUGGCAUGUAUGGUGGUCUGGAUGUGUCGAUUCGUGUGGAGAUUGACCCCCAUGAUCUUAAGGGCACAACCGAGGGAUAUGGAUUCAGCAUUCCCCCGCUGUUCGCUACCGAAGGCCCACAGGCAUCUUCCGGGAUGAGUGUCUACUCUCGCGUGUCUCGUCACAACUCGCGCGAAGAGCAACCCGGACGGCCAUCGACAGCACGUUAA
Messenger RNA from Penicillium diatomitis, 2172 nucleotides. RefSeq lists its product as uncharacterized. Lineage: Eukaryota; Fungi; Ascomycota; Eurotiomycetes; Eurotiales; Aspergillaceae. The record is from RefSeq and is a predicted model, not a curated record. Bases 1 to 2172 code for a protein of 723 amino acids. The transcript is spliced from 3 exons. Gene Ontology annotation, cellular component: membrane.